Molecule: messenger RNA, 1173 nt
Organism: Epinephelus moara (kelp grouper)
Lineage: Eukaryota; Metazoa; Chordata; Actinopteri; Perciformes; Serranidae
Product: protocadherin beta-14-like
Exons: 1
Biological process (GO): homophilic cell-cell adhesion
Cellular component (GO): plasma membrane
Molecular function (GO): calcium ion binding
Source: RefSeq, a predicted model, not a curated record
GUCAGCUACACUAUUCCGGAGGAAAUGGCCAAAGGAUCCUUAGUGGGAAAUAUAGCACAUGAUUUAGGUUUACAGACUAAACGUCUGGCAUCUGGUAAAGCUCGAAUUUAUACCCGAGACAGCGACGAGUACAUCGAGCUGAACAGAGAAAGAGGAGUCCUCCUUNAGGUCAGUUACACAAUACCGGAGGAAAUGUCGAAAGGCUCUUUGGUCGGUAAUAUAGCACAAGAUUUAGGUUUAGAAACCAAACGACUAACUGCUGGUAAAGCUCGAAUUUUUACCGGAGACAGCGACGAGUACAUCGAGCUGAACAGAGGAAGAGGAGUCCUCCUUGUUAAAGAGAGGAUCGACAGAGAGGCGCUCUGCAGACAGACGACGCCUUGUGCCUUACAUUUUCAGAUUAUUUUGGAGAAUCCUAUGGAGUUUUACAGUGUGACAGUCCAGAUUACAGAUAUUAAUGAUAACGCACCAACCUUUGAAAAAAACGAAAUGAAAUUCAAAAUCAGUGAGUCAGCAGUGAUCGGGGCAAAAUUUGUACUUGAAAGAGCUAAUGAUCUUGAUGUUGGAAAUAAUGAUCUUCAAAGUUACGAAUUAAAACCAACAGAUAAUUUUGCUCUGAAACUCCACAGUAACGCUAAUGGCCAUACAAAUGUUGAGAUGGUGUUACAGAAGCCUUUAGACAGAGAGAAACAGGAGCAGAUCUCUCUCGUGUUGACGGCUGUAGAUGGAGGAGAGCCGCAGAUGUCAGGAACAAUGCUGAUUGUUAUUACAGUUUUAGACGCUAAUGAUAAUGCCCCCGUUUUUACACAGCCAACAUACAAAGCUACAGUUACUGAGAACUCACCUAAAGGAACAGUUGUUGCCACUGUUACAGCCUCAGAUGCGGAUCAGGGUUCAAACGGUAAAAUAACUUAUUCAAUCACAAAUACAUUCGAUGAUGUAAAGAGAGUGUUCAAGAUAAACGAGGACAAUGGCGAAGUUACAUUGAUUGGAACUAUUGAUUUUGAGGAUUCACGAAAUUUUCAAAUAAAUGUUCUUGCUAGUGACGACGGAGGACUCACAGAUUCUUGUAAAUUAAUUGUCGAUGUUCUAGAUGUAAAUGACAACAAACCUGAAAUAAAGAUAAUGUCGAAGUCAACUGUGAUAUCAGAAGAUGCCAAAGUCAAUACAGUG